CCUUUAGAUCUUUUAUUGCCCUUGGCCGCCAUUUUAAGCAGCGUGGAGUAAUACUUUUCGCUUGUCUCUGGUGAAUUUUUUCUGCGUUCGACGCUUUCACGACUAGAAAAGUUUCCCAAUAUAGAGGAAUGGACAAGCUUCCUUUUGGGAUAUCUACCGAAUAUCCUGAGAACGAGACAGACCCAACAGAAGAAGACGUGGCAACAGACUCGGAAAGGCGACAGGAGGAUAGCCAAGAAAUGCCACACGAGUACACUGGCGUAUGCGAGGAAUACGGGCAUUGUGCAUAUAGCGGCUCAAGUCUAAGCUUGCAUAUUAGGGAACAUGCCGAUCCAAAACCCCACAAGUGUGACCUGUGCGACUAUUCUGCCAAGUGGAAAAGCGUUUUAGAUCGACACGUACAAUCUAAACACGCUGUUGACAAACAAUUCAAAUGUAGCCAGUGUCACUAUUCAUCUGCAUGGAAAUAUUCUCUUGAUGUUCACAUUGCAACCCACACUGGUGACAAACCCUACAUGUGCGGGGAGUGCGGGUACCGAACUGUUACAAAAGCUAUGUUAGCAGCACAUAUGAGAACUCAUACAGGUGAGAAACCCUACAAAUGUGACCAGUGUGACUAUUCUGCUGCCCAGAAAAGUAAUCUAGACAGACACAUGGCCAAACACAGUGAAGAAAACGCCAACAAGUGCGAAGAGUGCGGGUUCUCGACAGCUGACAAGUAUUACCUAGCCCGACAUAUGCGAAAGCAUACAGGUGAGAAGCCCUACAAAUGUGAUCAAUGCGAUUACUCUGCUGCCCACCAGGGCAGUUUAAACCAACACAUGGCUAAACACACCGGUGACAAACCCUACAUGUGUGGAGAGUGUGGGUUCAGAACGACGGGAAAGACAUUUUUAUCCCAACACAUGUUAAUUCAUACCGGUGAGAAACCCUACAAAUGUGACCAGUGUGACUAUGCUGCUGCACAGAAAGUUAGUCUAAACAGACACAUGGCUAAACACAGUGACGAAAAACCAAACAAGUGCGGAGAGUGCGGGUACUGGACUGCUAACAAGUAUUACCUAGCCCGACAUAUGCGCCAACAUACAGGAGAAAAACCUUACAAGUGUGAUCAGUGUGACUAUGCUGCUGCACAUAAAGCCAGUCUAGCUCAACACAUGGCGAAACACACCGGUGACAAACCAUACAUGUGUGGCGAGUGUGGAUUCAGGACUCAUGUAAGGUAUGUAUUGUCCCAACACAUGAAAAGCCACGUCGGUGAGAAACCCUACAAAUGUGACCAGUGUGACUAUUCCGCCACGCAAAAAAGUCUUUUAAACAGACACAUGGGUAAACACAGUGACGAAAAACCAAACAAGUGCAGAGAGUGCGGAUACUGGACGGCUAACAAGUAUUACCUAGCCUUGCAUAUGCGCAAACAUACAGGAGAAAAACCUUACAAAUGUGACCAGUGCGAAUAUUCUGCUGCACAUAAAGCCGGUUUAACUCAACACAUGGCUAAACACACCGAUGAAAAACCCUACAUGUGCGGUGAGUGCGAAUUCAGGACUCAUGUAAGGUCUACUUUGUCCCAACACAUGCUGAGUCACACUGGUGAGAAACCCUACAAAUGUGACCAAUGUGACUAUUCUGCCACGCAGAAAAGUCUUUUAAACAGACACAUGGGUAAACACAGCGAUGAAAAGCCUCACAAGUGUACUGUUUGUGACUUUUUUACGGUUGAUAAGUAUUAUCUAGCCCUCCAUAUGCGGAAACAUACAGGUGAGAAGCCCUAUAAAUGUGACCUGUGUGAAUAUUCUGCUGCAAAUAAAGCCGGUUUAACUCAGCACAUGGCCAAGCACUCCGAUGACAAACCCUAUAUGUGUCAGAAAUGUGGAUACAGGACGGCUUACAAGUCUCUUUUAUGUCAACACAUGAAAACUCAUACCAGUGAGAAACCCUACAACUGUGACCAGGGUGACUAUUCUGCAGCGCAUCAUGGCAGUUUAGACCAACACAUGGAUAAACGCACGGGGGACAAACCAUACAUGUGUGAGAAAUGUGGGUACAGGACGGCUCACAAGUCUGUUUUAUCUCAGCACAUAAGAACCCAUACCGGUGAGAAACCCUACAAAUGUGACCAAUGUGACUAUGCUGCUACGCAGGGAAGUAAUCUGAACAGGCAUAUGGCUAAACACAGUGAUGUUAAGCCAUACUUGUGUGACGUGUGUGGGUUCUCGACUGUUGAUAAGUAUUACAUAGCCCAACAUAUGCGAAAGCAUACCGGUGAGAAACCCUACAAGUGUGACCAAUGUGACUAUUCUGCUACACAUCAAAGCGGUUUAGCCCAACACAUGGCUAAACACACCGGAGACAAACCCUACAUGUGCGAGGAAUGUGGAUACAGGACAACCGACACGUAUGUUUUAACUGCACACUUAAGAAUCCAUACCGGUGAGAAACCCUACAAAUGUGACCAGUGUGACUAUUCUGCUGCACAGAAAAAUCUUUUAAACAGACACAUGGGUAAACACUGCGAUGACAAACCUUACAAGUGUACCGUGUGUGGCUUCUCGACGGUUGAUAAGUAUUACCUAAUCCGGCAUAUGCGAAAGCAUACAGGUGAGAAACCCUACAAAUGUGGCCAAUGUGACUAUUCUGCUACGUAUCAAAGCAGUUUAGCCCAACACAUGGCUAAACACACUGUUGACAAACGCUACAUGUGCGAGGAAUGUGGAUACAGGACAACCAACAAGUAUGUUUUAACUGCACACAUGAGAACUCAUACCGGUGAGAAACCCUACAAAUGUGACCAAUGUGACUAUUCUGCUACGCAGAAAAGUCUUUUGGACAGACACAUGGGUAAACACUUUGAUGUAAAACCAUACCUGUGUGACGUGUGUGGGUUCUCGACGGUUGAUAAGUAUUACCUAGCUCAGCAUGUGCAGAGGCAUACAGCUGAUAAACAAUAGUGCUCAUGAGGUCAAUGUUACAGUGAUUCUUCCACUGCACAUAGAAACAAUUUAGUCGAACACCCACCGCGGAUUCAGUACAGCUGGAAACCUUCGGUAUGCCGGACUGCUUAAAAAUGGGAGCAAGCAAACUAAAAAGCCUGAUGAGAUGACGGAAUAUCCAUGCUGAUUUCUAGGAGUUAGAAGUAGUGAGCGGACCUUUUAACGAUCAUGAUCAACAUGGCCAAUUGGAUCGAACGUUGGCUCUCAACGUCAUACAACUGAAUAUUAUUUUUUAAUGUAGUCUUCAUAACACAACCGUCAAACUAUCUGUCGUCUUCCUCAAUGCGUAUUGAUGGUUGUGUAACGCAGAAGGCUGCAUGUACGUCCAUUUGAUCUACUUACUUAAUCUACUAACCUGAUGAAACUAUAUAUAACUGAACUUUUACUUUGUUCUUCUCACCUUUUUAUUGUUACGUACAUUUGCAUGCUAUAUUUAUUGUAGAAUAGCGUAUGUUAUAUUUGUUAUUCUAGAAGUGUUCACAAUAUUAUGAUUAUAGCCAUUUACAUCUGUUGCAUAGCCUUUAGUGAAAUCUAAAAGUAGUUCCAUCCCCUUGUUCACUUACAUGUUAACUACUUACUCCUUAGCUCGGGUACCAUGCGGUUAGUAGUUCGCUCGUGUACAUGCUUCUCUUGUCUUCUGCUUCUGGAAUAGCAGAGAACCAACUACUGUAAAUGUAUUUAAGUUCGCGAGGAUUUUAUUUCGCGUUAGCGGGAAAAUGGAGUGUUUGCGGUGGUAUUAAGUUCGCGGUAGCGCCACAGACUGUAGUCACAUACUGUAAUGGAAAAAUGUUCGCGGUAAUUUUAAGUUCGCGGUGAAGUGACCACCGCGAAAACCGCGAACAUAAAACUACCGCGAACAUUUCUGCAUUUACGUAUACAGUAUAUAUAGUGUAUGACAACAGUCGGAGCGAGAAGCGACUGUAUAUAGUGUAUGCUAAAUGUCAGAACUACUAUCCGGAUGGUACCCAGGCUACUUACUCUCGGGGACCUAUUCCAUUUCGAACUGGUAGUACAGUGCGGUUGAGAUCACCCAGCCGUCGGAUCGGAUGUAACAACUUUUGAAACUUUUUUUAGUUCUAAAACAUAUCACUAAUGUUUAUUUCUUUUAUGGUUCAUUGUUUGCACAGUAUUGUUAUAGUCUCUAUUCUUAUCUGCCGGACAGCAGUAGUAUGAGUUGUGGUCUCUAUAGCUGGUAUUGUUUCUUUUUACCUGGGCUGGUGCCAUUUGAAUAAAAUGCCAAUUGAAAUAUU
Messenger RNA from Branchiostoma floridae (Florida lancelet), 4243 nucleotides. Its product is annotated as zinc finger protein 208-like. Gene Ontology annotation, cellular component: nucleus. Lineage: Eukaryota; Metazoa; Chordata; Leptocardii; Amphioxiformes; Branchiostomatidae. The record is from RefSeq and is a predicted model, not a curated record. The transcript has 2 exons. Gene Ontology annotation, molecular function: DNA-binding transcription factor activity, RNA polymerase II-specific; RNA polymerase II transcription regulatory region sequence-specific DNA binding. Bases 129 to 2951 code for a protein of 940 amino acids. Gene Ontology annotation, biological process: regulation of transcription by RNA polymerase II.